Molecule: messenger RNA, 995 nt
Organism: Trichechus manatus latirostris (Florida manatee)
Lineage: Eukaryota; Metazoa; Chordata; Mammalia; Sirenia; Trichechidae
Gene: PIGY
Product: phosphatidylinositol glycan anchor biosynthesis class Y
Exons: 1
Coding region: 32-247 (71 amino acids)
Biological process (GO): GPI anchor biosynthetic process
Cellular component (GO): glycosylphosphatidylinositol-N-acetylglucosaminyltransferase (GPI-GnT) complex
Source: RefSeq, a predicted model, not a curated record
AGGGUGACAGGGUAAUAAGUGUGGAAGAAGAAUGUUUCUGUCUCUUCCUACGUUGACUGUCCUUAUUCCACUGGUUUCGUUAGCAGGACUGUUCUACUCAGCCUCUGUGGAAGAAAAUUUCCCUCAGGGUUGCACUAGCACAGCCAGCCUCUGCUUUUACAGUCUGCUCUUGCCAAUUACCAUACCAGUUUAUGUGUUCUUCCACCUUUGGACUUGGAUGGGUAUUAAGCUCUUCAGACAUAAUUAAUGCAACCAGAGCCAAGAUGGCCUUGGGCCUCUUUCUCUGAAAGUUCAACUAGAUUGAAAUACCAGAAUUCCACUUAGUUUGCAAGAAAGAUACUUUGCCUCGUUUCUGUCAGAAGCUUAGGACUAUGGGAGGCUUAAGCUGCAGGAGCUUUUAUUGUAGUCUUGUUCUGCCCUUACUUUUUGAAGGUUUUAAUUUAUAACAACAGCUACUGUAUCAGAAGAAACGUUUUGACAAAGUGUCUUGUUGGAGAUUAACAGUCCCAAUCAUCAGAUGAUAACUUUAUUCCUUAUCCCACUCAUCUAAAAGUUAGUCAUUUGAAAUAUUGUUUAUUUAGAUUCAAGCUCUUUAGUUAAGUCACAUGCUGGGAAUUACUGAAAUAAUUCCAGAGGAGCUGUGCUAGAAUAGUUGUAGAGAAAUGCCUUUGAACUAGUGUGAUGAUAAAACCUUACAAUAAAAUGGAAAUUUCACAUAGCUGCAAAAAUCUUAGUUUGUAAAAUUAUGUUCAUUUCUUUGCCAUCAGAGGUUUACAUUAAUAAUAAUAAAAUAAGAUGUCAACAUUUACCCAUAGAAAAAGUUGGUAGUAGUGCUUUUUGUCACAAGUAUGUGGUAUAAAGUGAGAAAAAUGGUUAAAAUUUCCAGAUUUUAAAAUGUAGGUUAUGUUUUGAGACACGUAGUUUGGACAUGCUGUCAGGAGGGAACAGUUACUGGAGAAGGACAUCAUGCUUGGUAAGGUAGAGGGUCAGCCAAA